Macrosiphum euphorbiae (potato aphid) is the source of this 480-nucleotide messenger RNA. NCBI's taxonomy places the organism in Eukaryota, Metazoa, Arthropoda, Insecta, Hemiptera, Aphididae. The record is from the annotation of a GenBank genome assembly.
AUGAUGCUCGACAAAAUAUUUAAUCAACUAAAUAAUCAAACAAAUUCAAAUGGUGACAGUCAUUCCUUAAAUCAUUAUGAUAUACCACAUAUAACAAAUGCGAAUGAUUUAAAUGAAUGGGAAGAUACUAUAAAAGACUCAUCAUAUUUGUCAAAAAUUGCUCAACAACUUUCACUUAUGGGUGGUCAUAGUAUUUCAGAAACAGUAAGAAAGUUAAUGCAAAGAUUGUUUUCUGAUACAUUUUUAGUUGACUACUCCUUCAUUGGUUUUAAAGGAAAAAAAACAUUUUCUAAUUUAAGGAGCUGUGAUCUUAUUAAGUUGGCAGUGAGAAAGGUUCCCUUAUUUCAAAAUGCUUCUGACAAUGAAAUUGAAAAACCUCUGAAAUCGUUUAUGGCACAGGCAUCAGCAAGAUUAAAAUUCAAGACAAAAGUUAUUCCAAGUACCAACUCUGAAAAUACAGAUUCAGAAAAAGAUCUAUAA